AUGGCCCCACAUCACCUGCACUGGACACACAUCACCUCCACUGGCCCCACCAACACCCGCAUUGGACCCACCAACACCCACACUGGCCCCACCAUCACCCACCCUGGACCCACUAACACCCGCACUGGACCCACAAUCACCCGCACUGGUCUCACCAUCACCCACACUGGACCCACAUCAUCUGCACUGGACCCACCAUCACCCGCAAUGGCCCCACAUCACCUGCACUGGACACACAUCACCUCCACUGGCCCCACCAUCACCUGCACUGGCCCCACCAUCACCCGCACUGGCCCCACCAACACCCGCACUGGACCUACCAACACCCGCACUGGCCCCACCAUCACCCACCCUGGACCCACCAACACUUGCACUGGACCCACCAUCACCCGGACUGGCCCCACCAUCACCCGUACUGGCCCCACCAUCACCCACGCUGGCCUCACCAACGCCUGCAAUGGACCCACCAUCCCCUGCACUGGCUUCACCAACACCCACACUGGACCCACCAUCACCCGCACUGGCCUCACCAUCACCCACCCUGGACCCUCCAACACUUGCACUGGACCCACCAUCACUCGCACUGGCCCCACAUCACCCGUACUGGCCCCACCAUCACCCGCACUGGCCUCACCAACACCCGCAUUGGACCCACUAUCACCUGCACUGGACCCGGCAUCACCCGCACUGGCACCACCAACACCUGCACUGGACCCAUCAUCACCCGCACUGGACCCACAUCACCUGCACUGGACCCACAUCAUCCGCACUGGACCCUUCAUCACCCGCACUGGACCCACCAUUACCUCACUGCCCCCACUAUCACCCUCACUGGCCCCACCAACACCGCACUGGACCCACCAUCACCCGCACUGGACCCGACAUCACCCGCACUGGACCCACAUCACCUGCACUGGACCCACAUCAUCCGCACUGGACCCAUCAUCACCCGCACUGGACCCACAUCACCUGCACUGGACCCACAUCAUCCGCACUGGACCCAUCAUCACCCGCACUGGACCCACAUCACCUGCACUGGACCCACAUCAUCCGCACUGGACCCAUCAUCACCCGCACUGGACCCACAUCACCUGCACUGGACCCACAUCAUCCGCACUGGACCCAUCAUCACCCGCACUGGACCCACAUCACCUGCACUGGACCCACAUCAUCCGCACUGGACCCUUCAUCACCCGCACUGGACCCACCAUUACCUCACUGCCCCCACUUUCACCCUCACUCAUCACUCGCCCUGGACCCACAUCACCCGCACUGGCCCCACCAUCACCCACCCUGGACCUACCAUCACUCGCCCUGGACCCACAUCACCCGCACUGGCCCCACCAUCACCCACCCUGGACCUACCAUCACUCGCCCUGGACCCACAUCACCCGCACUGGCCCCACCAUCACCCACCCUGGACCUACCAUCACUCGCCCUGGACCCACAUCACCCGCACUGGCCCCACCAUCACCCACCCUGGACCUACCAUCACUCGCCCUGGACCCACAUCACCCGCACUGGCCCCACCAUCACCCACCCUGGACCUACCAUCACUCGCCCUGGACCCACAUCACCCGCACUGGCCCCACCAUCACCCACCCUGGACCUACCAUCACUCGCCCUGGACCCACAUCACCCGCACUGGCCCCACCAUCACCCACCCUGGACCUACCAUCACUCGCCCUGGACCCACAUCACCCGCACUGGCCCCACCAUCACCCACCCUGGACCUACCAUCACUCGCCCUGGACCCACAUCACCCGCACUGGCCCCACCAUCACCCACCCUGGACCUACCAUCACUCGCCCUGGACCCACAUCACCCGCACUGGCCCCACCAUCACCCACCCUGGACCUACCAUCACUCGCCCUGGACCCACAUCACCCGCACUGGCCCCACCAUCACCCACCCUGGACCUACCAUCACUCGCCCUGGACCCACAUCACCCGCACUGGCCCCACCAUCACCCACCCUGGACCUACCAUCACUCGCCCUGGACCCACAUCACCCGCACUGGCCCCACCAUCACCCACCCUGGACCUACCAUCACUCGCCCUGGACCCACAUCACCCGCACUGGCCCCACCAUCACCCACCCUGGACCUACCAUCACUCGCCCUGGACCCACAUCACCCGCACUGGCCCCACCAUCACCCACCCUGGACCUACCAUCACUCGCCCUGGACCCACAUCACCCGCACUGGCCCCACCAUCACCCACCCUGGACCUACCAUCACUCGCCCUGGACCCACAUCACCCGCACUGGCCCCACCAUCACCCACCCUGGACCUACCAUCACUCGCCCUGGACCCACAUCACCCGCACUGGCCCCACCAUCACCCACCCUGGACCUACCAUCACUCGCCCUGGACCCACAUCACCCGCACUGGCCCCACCAUCACCCACCCUGGACCUACCAUCACUCGCCCUGGACCCACAUCACCCGCACUGGCCCCACCAUCACCCACCCUGGACCUACCAUCACUCGCCCUGGACCCACAUCACCCGCACUGGCCCCACCAUCACCCGCACUGGACCCACCAUCACCCUCACUGGACCCACCAACACCCGGCCUGGACCCGCCAACACCCGCACUGGCCCCACCAUCACCCACACUGGACCCACCAUCACCCGCACUGGACCCACCAACACCCGGCCUGGACCUGCCAACACCCGCCCUGGACCCACAUCACCCACACAGGACCCACUAUCACCCGCACUGGCCCCACCAUCACCCGCACUGGCCCCACAUACCUGCACUGGACCCACAUUACCCGCACUGGCCCCACCAACACCGCAGUGCCAGCACUAA
Chiloscyllium plagiosum (whitespotted bambooshark) is the source of this 2814-nucleotide messenger RNA. NCBI's taxonomy places the organism in Eukaryota, Metazoa, Chordata, Chondrichthyes, Orectolobiformes, Hemiscylliidae. The record is from RefSeq and is a predicted model, not a curated record.